Messenger RNA from Mesorhabditis spiculigera, 612 nucleotides. NCBI's taxonomy places the organism in Eukaryota, Metazoa, Nematoda, Chromadorea, Rhabditida, Rhabditidae. The record is from the annotation of a GenBank genome assembly.
AUGUGGCUGAUUUUAUUCUUUGUCCUGAUUACCAUCACCGCCUCUGAAAAAAUUUCGGUCAACAAGAAGUGCCGCGAUUUACUGGCUUGCGCAAUUCGAAAGGAAUGUGUUGCCCUUGAAGAUGUGGUACACAAAUUUGAAAACAAAACGGCGUCCGUGCAGAUGUACAACGAUUUGGACAAGAGCGUGGAUUACGGGUGUAUCUUCUCGACGGGAUGUUAUGAGGAGUGUGAAGCUUGCCCACUUUGCAUCUCCAGCAAGCAACAAGUUGUCGAUGUAUUGUCUGGAAAUAAAUUAGAAAAUAGCGAAUCUUGUCACGAAUUGAUAAAUUGUGCUGGGGAAUGCGUAAAGCGAUCUAGCAGUGAUAUUGAUAAGAUUAAUCAUUGUUUAAGACAUACCUGCGCCUAUUCCUGUUUUGACGGUUCUUGCCCAAAAUGCUCGGCUUUUGUGACGAGGAUAUUUAAUCAAAUUUGUGUCAGCGGAGAUUUGCGUAAUAAAGUGGCUGGGUUUACGGGCCAAUGCCCUGAGUUAUUCCGGGAAAUCGUCUACGCUAAAUUCAAGGCCGAGUUCGACGCACACGGGACGAAACCUAUGAUCGGGAAGCAUGGAAAU